Thermothielavioides terrestris NRRL 8126 is the source of this 618-nucleotide messenger RNA. RefSeq lists its product as uncharacterized. Bases 1 to 618 code for a protein of 205 amino acids. The record is from RefSeq and is a predicted model, not a curated record. NCBI's taxonomy places the organism in Eukaryota, Fungi, Ascomycota, Sordariomycetes, Sordariales, Chaetomiaceae. The transcript has 3 exons.
AUGAAACCCCUCUCGCUUCUCUCCGUACUCCCCCUGGCCGCGGCGGCCCCGACCGACGGCGGCUCCAACUCGCCGCCGGGGCUCACGGUGCCCAACGACAUCGUGCCGCAGAACGUCCGCGUGGUCGGCGUCUCGCUCCUGGGCUCGGGCUGCCCGGCCGGCACGGCCGACGUGCAGAUCGACGCCACCAAGACGCUCAUGGAGGUCACCUUCUCCGAGUACAUCGUGGAGACGGGCCCGGACACGCGGGCGUCGGACUGGCGCAAGAACUGCAAGCUCACGCUGAAUCUCGAGUUUGACGAGGGAUUCCAGUUCGCGACGCUGACGACGGACAUGUCGGGCUUCGCGGAGAUACCCGCGGGCGUGCGCGGGCAGUGCACCAACACGUUCGACUUCACGGGCAUCUCGGGCCAGUCGUCGUACUCCGUCGAGCUCAAGGGCGAGGUCGAGGGGCCCUUCACGCUCAAGGCCGACCCGGACGUCGUCUCGUGGUCGCCCUGCGGCGGCACCACGGCCAUCAUGAACAUGAACACGCAGUGCAACAUCUUCCCGACCAAGGAGGAGGCGCUGAUUGCGAUCACGGUCAACAUCUCGCUCGACUGGCGCAAGUGCCGCUGA